Molecule: messenger RNA, 2508 nt
Organism: Columba livia (rock pigeon)
Lineage: Eukaryota; Metazoa; Chordata; Aves; Columbiformes; Columbidae
Product: axoneme-associated protein mst101(2)
Exons: 2
Coding region: 1-1947 (648 amino acids)
Source: RefSeq, a predicted model, not a curated record
AUGCGUGUGCAGAGCUGCGUGUGUGCAGAGCUACAGGUGCACAGAGCUACAGGUGCACAGAGCUGCGGGUGUGCAGAGCCGUGGGUGUGCAGAGCCGUGGGUGUGCAGAGCUACGGGUGUGCAGAGCUACAGGUGUGCAGAGCUACAGGUGUGCAGAGCCGCGGGUGUGCAGAGCCGCGGGUGUGCAGAGCUGCAGGUGUGCAGAGCUACAGGUGUGCAGAGCUGCGGGUGUGCGGAGCUACAGGUGUGCAGAGCUGCGGGUGUGCAGAGCUGCGGGUGUGCAGAGCUACGGGUGUGCAGAGCUACGGGUGUGCAGAGCUACAGGUGUGCAGAGCUACGGGUGUGCAGAGCCGCGGGUGUGCAGAGCCACGGGUGUGCAGAGCUACAGGUGUGCAGAGCUGCGGGUGUGCGGAGCCGUGGGUGUGCAGAGCUACAGGUGUGCAGAGCCGCGGGUGUGCAGAGCCACGGGUGUGCGGAGCUACAAGUGUGCAGAGCCGCGGGUGUGCAGAGCUACGGGUGUGCAGAGCUACAGGUGUGCAGAGCUACAGGUGUGCAGAGCCGCGGGUGUGCGGAGCUACAGGUGUGCAGAGCUGCGGGUGUGCAGAGCUACAGGUGUGCAGAGCUGCAGGUGUGCAGAGCUACAGGUGUGCAGAGCUGCGGGUGUGCGGAGCUACAGGUGUGCAGAGCUACAGGUGUGCAGAGCUGCGGGUGUGCAGAGCUACGGGUGUGCAGAGCUACAGGUGUGCAGAGCUGCGGGUGUGCGGAGCCGUGGGUGUGCAGAGCCGCGGGUGUGCAGAGCCGCGGGUGUGCAGAGCCACGGGUGUGCGGAGCUACAAGUGUGCAGAGCUGCGGGUGUGCAGAGCUACAGGUGUGCAGAGCUGCGGGUGUGCGGAGCUACAGGUGUGCAGAGCUGCGGGUGUGCGGAGCUACAGGUGUGCAGAGCUGCGGGUGUGCAGAGCCGCAGGUGUGCAGAGCUACAGGUGUGCAGAGCUGCGGGUGUGCAGAGCCGCAGGUGUGCAGAGCUACAGGUGUGCAGAGCUGCGGGUGUGCGGAGCCGUGGGUGUGCAGAGCUACAGGUGCGCAGAGCUGCGGGUGUGCGGAGCCGUGGGUGUGCAGAGCCGCGGGUGUGCAGAGCCGCGGGUGUGCAGAACCACGGGUGUGCGGAGCUACAAGUGUGCAGAGCUGCGGGUGUGCAGAGCUACGGGUGUGCAGAGCUACAGGUGUGCAGAGCCGCGGGUGUGCAGAGCUACGGGUGUGCAGAGCUGCGGGUGUGCAGAGCUACAGGUGUGCAGAGCUACAGGUGUGCAGAGCCGCGGGUGUGCAGAGCUACGGGUGUGCAGAGCCGCGGGUGUGCGGAGCUACAGGUGUGCAGAGCUGCGGGUGUGCGGAGCUACAGGUGUGCAGAGCUGCGGGUGUGCAGAGCUGCGGGUGUGCAGAGCUACGGGUGUGUGGAGCCGCGGGUGUGCGGAGCUACAGGUGUGCAGAGCUGCGGGUGUGCAGAGCCGCAGGUGUGCAGAGCUACAGGUGUGCAGAGCUGCGGGUGUGCAGAGCCGCAGGUGUGCAGAGCUACAGGUGUGCAGAGCUGCGGGUGUGCGGAGCCGUGGGUGUGCAGAGCUACAGGUGCGCAGAGCUGCGGGUGUGCGGAGCCGUGGGUGUGCAGAGCCGCGGGUGUGCAGAGCCGCGGGUGUGCAGAGCCGCGGGUGUGCAGAGCCACGGGUGUGCGGAGCUACAAGUGUGCAGAGCUGCGGGUGUGCAGAGCUACGGGUGUGCAGAGCUACAGGUGUGCAGAGCCGCGGGUGUGCAGAGCUACGGGUGUGCAGAGCUGCGGGUGUGCAGAGCUACAGGUGUGCAGAGCUACAGGUGUGCAGAGCCGCGGGUGUGCAGAGCUACGGGUGUGCAGAGCCGCGGGUGUGCGGAGCUACAGGUGCGCAGGGCUGCACUCGGUGAACGUUCAGGUUUGUUUCUGAAGAGCCGACAGUGAAUGUCAGUGUCCGAGCAAACCCGCUGCCCUGGGUCCGUGCUUCGGGCCGCGGUUCCUCGCGUGACGCGGACGAGCGCGUUCGUCCCGCCGGGGAGGCCGGUGUCCUGCGUGAGGGCAGGGUGGCUCACACAGCCCUUCUCCGUGCGCUGCGCCCGCUUUUGUCAGGUCGUCCGUUCACAUACUGGACUCCAGCUCGUGUUGUGUUAGCGAUUUCCGUCCCCACCAGCAUCUCGGCUCCACGGGCAGAGUCCAGAAGUAGUUUUGGUUUCCUUGGUGGUCCGAGUUCAAAAGGUUUGGGUUUUCCAGCUUCCCAGUCGCUGUUUAUUCAAGACAAACCAAACCCCACCGUUAAGCUGAUUCUGAGGGCCGUGCUGGCGAGGGAAGGAGGGCUCCCCGCGUCUCCGUGCAGCGCUCUGCCCGCAGUUUACUUCCCAAUGUCAUGGGUGCUGUCAGCCUUUCGGGAGCCGCCGUGUCUCCAGCUCUGGGUGCGUCCCUCCGGAACGUGUCUAACUCCUUGUGUUGUGUCG